Messenger RNA from Knipowitschia caucasica, 2676 nucleotides. The record is from the annotation of a GenBank genome assembly. NCBI's taxonomy places the organism in Eukaryota, Metazoa, Chordata, Actinopteri, Gobiiformes, Gobiidae.
AUGGCCUGCUCACAGCGCAGCUUCCUGUCUAACUUUAUUCUGGCGGAUGCAGCGGUGUUACAGUGUUACAGGCGCUGCUUUGACUUUGACAGAUGUGCCUCCAGCCGACGUCUUCUCGUUGGGAGCUCGCUACAGGGUCCACUAGAUGAAAUGGCGGUGAGGCAGAGGAUUUUCAACUCCACGUCCCCCUUCUCCGGGACGUCCCAGGUCGAGCUGAAGGGGUCGUUCCCGGUCACAGCCUCGGAGCAGGACACGGAGGACGAGGACGAAGACGCAAAUAUCGACAAGAGGAACCUCACCCAGUUCACCCCUUUACUCCAAAAGCUGUGGACGUACGGGACAGCGGAGCAGAUAGGAGAGGGGCCCCUGAAGACCUCCAGCUUCAUCGCUCAGGCUGAAUGUGAAACCCAGGACUCUCAAGAAUUCAGUCCAUCUUACUCCGAAUGCUAUGUGCCAUCUCCAAACUGCUUCACAAUCCGGCAUUCCUCUGAGCCGAACAACGUCGCCUCCCCGGCCCCUGCGUCCAUCCAGGAGCUGAGCGGGCCUUCAGCACACAACGCUGCGAGAAAGAAAGCGCGCAAGAAGCAAAGACGCAAAAGCAAAAAGAAAAACGAGAAGAAGACAGAAGAGCGCCAUCGCCAAAGAGUGCCGUCAGGAGUCCCCGAGCAAGAGAGUGGGAGCUCCCUGCGCUGGACUCAGGAAGAGUCUUUCUCUGGUUGCAGCAGUGACCUCAGCAGCUCCUGUUGCAGCAGCGUGGAGUGCUCCGAAGUACAGAGUGCGCAGACAUUUUACAGUAAACCAGUGUAUAACAUAAGCUCAGCCGUUCCCUGGACCGCCCCCGUCCCGGCCUGUGGCUUCCUGGGCUCCUACGGACAAGAGAGCGACUCGGACUCCUCCAGCAGCGUCGGAGACUGUUCUUUGGCUUUGGCAGGACUCCGGGGCAGCGUCAGCCAAGGAGACCCAUGCUUCGCCGGACCCUUCUUCAAAGAUUUGGAGAAGGACGUACAAGAGCAAGAGGAAGAGUUGUCGACGUUUUAUUCAGACACAAAUGAGGGGUUGAUAUUUUACAAAGAGACAAUCCACCCCGUCGACUCUGAAUACAGGGAGGGCAGGGAGUACAUCUUCACAGACUUCAUCAAAGAAGGCUCCUAUGGGGAGGUGCAUAAGGCUCGGGAUGUGAACACAGGCUUCACUUUCGCUGCCAAAAAGAUCGCUCUGAAGAGGUUCAACAGUGAGGAGGUGGGUGCGUGGAGUGCCCUCAGAUCCUCUCGUGUGGUGGAGCUGUUCGGAGUCGUCAGAGAAGGGCCUAAUGUCGUGCUUUUCAUGGACCAUAAAGCAGGCUCGUUGGGGCAGCUGAUCUCAGAGCGGGGGCGGCUUCCUGAGGACCUGAGCCUGCAUUACCAGUGUCAAGUGUUCACUGCCCUCGAAUACUUAGUGAAGAAAAGAGUUGCUCAUCUGGACAUGAAAGCUGAUAACGUCUUACUGUCGGCUGACGGCAGAGACACUUUUCUUUGCGACUUUGGACACGCGGAGAGACUGGAUAAGCAAGGACACAGCCUCAGCAGAUCCAGAGAGUUGAAAGGUACAGAAACGCACAUGGCCCCUGAGAUAGUGAAAGGUGAAGCCAGAGGAGCUAAAGCAGAUGUGUGGAGCAGCUGCUGUAUGUUUCUUCACAUGCUGAAUGGCCGUCAGCCGUGGACCCGAUAUUACACCUGUCGCUUGUACCUCAAGAUCGCAAAUGAACCACCGCCUUUGAGAGAAAUCCCACCAGACUGCAGCGCGCUCACUGUGGAGGUGUUCAAAGCCGGAUUACACAAGGACCCAGGGAAGAGAGCGUCUGCCUCUGACCUCAAAAUGAAAACUGCCAGAGCGUUACAAGAAGUGGGAGGCCUGACCAGCUCCGUGAAGGGACCAUACACUGAGCCGCUGUUCAAUGUCAACAAACCUCCAGACAACUUUUUACAUGACAGUGUUCAAGACACGAGGGAGCGUCCAGGAUCUGACAAAGUGUGGAGUCUGGACAAACCAAAGAGAGGGAUUGGAGACGAUAAUCCACAUUCUGGUCCAUUAGACUUGUGCCAUAAAGAGCCUCUUAUUGAAUCCCCUCAGAAAACAAGGGACAGAGAGACCCCUGUUCCAGAGCUGGAGCUGCGGAAACUAGAAAGAGAUUUUUACUUGAGCAGCCUGUCACAGCUCCAUCCAGCUGAGAUGCAGGAGCAGCUGUUGUCUUGUAUCGGCAGUGACUACUCCAGUAGAGAUCCUUGGGAGAAAAAGGACUCUGGUCGCUGGUCCCUCAGUCCAGGAGACGACUUCAGCUCUGGUGUUUACUCCUGCAGCAGUCUGACAGAUGGACAGGUGUUCAGCAUGGACUUUCUCUGUCCCUCACAAUUUCCACCUCCCUGCUGUUUUGAAGGAGUGGAUGUGUGCAUCAAAGAUUUCAGUCGUAAAAGUAUCCAGAUCAGAGAAGUCCGGCGUGUGACAGUGGGCCACAUCGCCACAGGCAUCAGUGACCAGAUCUCUGAGAGGGUUUUUACUUUAGAGACACACACAGGCCAAGGGAUCAGCCAUACGGAGGAGGUCCUGGAGUCUGGACUUGACCUGUGCUGUACGGCGGCCCCUGACUUUAGUCCCACCUGGAGAUGGAGAGUCAAAGAUGGAUUCCUCGAAACCAGAUAG